AGAUGCGUUCCUGGUUUCCUGCGUUUCAAAAUCAAAAUAAACUAAUUGAAAGAAUAGGAAGCAUUCUGUGAAUAAAGUGAAAACUGAAGUCUAACUCUACCAAUUUAAUUUUCAAAGGAGUAUUUAUUACUAUGUCACGUAUUUUCUCUUUCUAAUGACAUAAUAUUGUCAUACAAUAAGGUAUAAUUGUUUCGUUAUAUACAAUAGUUAAUUAACAUUUUAAAAGAUGUCGCAAACUUUUUUAUUGGAGCCAGAUUUGAUUGCCGCUACCGAAAAUGUUAUGCCCGAUCUUAACAACGAUUUGGUCUUGGCUAAGAACUUUUUGAAACAACAAAGUGCUGCUACGGGUGAUACAUUGUAUGAUCACCUGGUAGAUGUAAUUCACAAGAUAAUAAGUCAGAAACCGCCAGACGUUGUGGAUAACUUGGAGCAAUAUUCAUGGCAAGUGAAGCAAGAGAAAUUUCGGCCCAACUUCGACCUCCUGAAUGAUGUGUACCUGUCGCCGCCGCAACUCUCUGCCGUUAGGAGUGUCGAUGAAAUGAUAAGACUGAUAGAGAGCAAGUAUGGUAAGAUAGAGAAUCUCGGGGAAGAAGAACAGGAGUUGGAUUUAGAAGAGGACUCAAUGAAGCCCAGAAUAGUUGACCUCAUUGACCAUAACUACUACUUUAAAGAGGCUGGCUACGGUCUGCCCGACAGCGAGUGUUAUGCUGUAUUCUUAUCACUAAACAUGCUGGGGAUCAAGGAGCCCGUUGCAACCGUAAGAUUUUUCGGUAAGAUCUUUGGCACACAAGCGAAUUACUACGUGGCAGAAACAGACCUCACUAUAGAAGAAUUGGAUAGACGGAUUAGGGAGUUUGAUAUGAAGGACAUGCCCGGUGAGGGGGAAGGCGAAGAAGUGCGCGCCCCAGAGGCUGAAGAGCAAGAAGUUGUUGCAGAAGGUGAAGGUAAGGAGGAAAAGCCAAAAGAGCCUCAGCCACCGAAGCUGCCUCCAGUACCAGAGUCGACGUGGCAACCUCCACCGCCGAUACCAGUCGAACGACCCGGGCAAGGGGCUAAUAGGAAGGUUUUCUGGGUGUGCAACCGGCCCGGCGACCCUUGGAUCUGCUUGCCCGAUGUCACGCCCGACCAGAUCCGCGUCGCCAGGCUCACUGUGAGGUGCAUGACGGGAGACCUGGAUGCUGAGGUCCUCACUUUCCCCCCCUUCGACGGUACGGAGAAGAACUAUUUACGUGCGCAGAUUGCUCGCAUACAAGCAGCUACUUCAAUAUCUCCUCAGGGCUUCUUUACCUUCGGCUCUGGAGAGGAAGAAGAGGAUAUUGACAUGGAAGAAGGAGCUGGCGACAUGGCCUUCAACCCCAACCCGUUCUACCAGGGCCACCUGCUGAAGGACCUGGUGGACAGCAACUUCACGUACUGGGUGCACCACGGCAGGUACAUCCUCAAGCAGGGCCGGACCAUCUGGUGGAACCCUAAUGCGGGGAUGGAAGAGGGCGUGGAAGAGGAAGAAGACGAAGGCCCCCCACCAAUAGAGCCGGAGUCGGGACCCUCGCUGUUCACUCCCCUAUCGGAGGACGGACGAGUGGAGGGCAUGACUGCCUGGACAGCACGAGUCAGCACCAGUCUGCUGCCUGACAGAGCCUUGGCGAUACUGAGGAGUAAUAUAUGGCCGGGAGCUGUGGCGUACGCUAAUACUGGCAAGAAAUCUGAGUGUAUGUACAUGGGUUGGGGGCUGAAGUUCCAGCCGCCCAACUUCUCGCCUCUGCAGCUGCCGCGGCCACAGGACGAGUACAUCGUGGGCCCGGAGGUCAUGGAGAUGGCUGACCCCACCUUCGCUGAUGAGGAGGCGUACCGUAUCGCCCACUUACCUCCCCCUCCCCCGCCAGCGAUGAUGGGCGAAGGAGAAGGUUUUGGAGAAGAACAAGAGGAAGAAGAUUAAUAUUAAUCUGUCAUUGUUGCUUGUUAUUGUCAAUUGUUAUAUUAA
Molecule: messenger RNA, 1981 nt
Organism: Amyelois transitella
Lineage: Eukaryota; Metazoa; Arthropoda; Insecta; Lepidoptera; Pyralidae
Gene: Rsph4a
Product: radial spoke head protein 6 homolog A
Exons: 13
Coding region: 227-1936 (569 amino acids)
Biological process (GO): cilium assembly; axoneme assembly; cilium movement involved in cell motility
Cellular component (GO): radial spoke; axoneme
Source: RefSeq, a predicted model, not a curated record